AUGACGGCCCCAACUAUUGCCAUAAUCGGUGGCGGACCGUGUGGUCUAACACUUGCGCGUCUCCUGGAGUGUAAGGGUAUUGACUACGUUGUCUAUGAGCGAGACGAGAGUGAGAACUCGAAUCGCGCGGGGGGCAGCCUCGACAUCCACCCGGAGACCGGGCAACACGCGCUUCGGGAGGGUGGGUUGUUUGACGAAUUCAAGAGAUACGCAAGAUAUGAUGACACAGUAUUCACACUUGCGGACAACUUCGGGAAAAGACUAGUUAAGGUCGGUCAGGGUCGUGAUGCCCCUGAGAUUGACCGCAGUGACCUACGCAAGAUCCUCUUGGACUCCAUCCCGAAAGACAAAAUCAAAUGGGGUCAUACUCUAACAAGUGCGACGGUUGGUGAGGAUAACCUGCCGGUCCUUCAGUUUGCCAAUGGUAAUCUGCUGUCUGGGUUCAAGCUCGUCGUUGGAGCUGAUGGUGCGUGGAGCAAAGUACGCAAUGUGAUAACGCAAGCAACUCCCCAAUACUCUGGGACGAGCUACCUUGAAUCCAAAAUUGGCCUUGAAAACCCUCUCUAUGAAACCAUAGCUAGCAACGCAGGAGCGGGGAUGUUUUUGUCCAUGGGUCCUGAAAAGCUGAUCGUGACCCAACGGCAGGGUGAUGGCUCUUAUAGAAAUUACUUUGGACUCCAAGUCCCAGAAGAUUUCUUCCGCAACGGCACUGUCGACCUCCAGGACGUUGAAGCUACACGCCGCCUCUUGCUCUCGGAUUAUUAUGCAGACUGGUCUGACGAGCACAAAGAUCUCAUCCGACACGCAACCGACCUCCGCCCCUGGGCGCUUUACACCCUGUCCACUGAGGACUUGGGCUGGAAGUCUGUUCCGGGUUUUACCCUUAUUGGGGAUGCUGCCCAUCUUGCGAUCCCUAAUGGAGAGGGCGUGAACCUUGCAAUGACUGAUUCAUUCAAAUUGGCAUCUAAGAUCGCCGAGCAUGGUAUUGAAAACUUCGACCAAGCGGUACAGGAAUACGAGGCGGACAUGUUCCCUCGCGGAAUUGCCACGAUUGCCGAUGGCAAGGGAAUGGGAGAAGUCAUGUUCAGUGGAGAUUCCAAAGCGUUUCUUGAACUCAUGGGUUUGUAG
This is a messenger RNA of Venustampulla echinocandica, 1128 nucleotides long. RefSeq lists its product as uncharacterized. Lineage: Eukaryota; Fungi; Ascomycota; Leotiomycetes; Helotiales; Pleuroascaceae. Bases 1 to 1128 code for a protein of 375 amino acids. The record is from RefSeq and is a predicted model, not a curated record. The transcript is spliced from 2 exons. Gene Ontology annotation, molecular function: FAD binding.